Molecule: messenger RNA, 450 nt
Organism: Ahaetulla prasina
Lineage: Eukaryota; Metazoa; Chordata; Lepidosauria; Squamata; Colubridae
Product: BPTI/Kunitz domain-containing protein-like
Exons: 3
Coding region: 31-339 (102 amino acids)
Molecular function (GO): serine-type endopeptidase inhibitor activity
Source: RefSeq, a predicted model, not a curated record
GUCCCCUUUGAAAAAUUCACCUUUUGUGGGAUGUCCCAUGAAGGUUUUUUCUACAAUGUCACCUCCAAGAGCUGCGAGAAGUUCCUUGGCACUAGCUGCCCCCGCAACAUGGACACCUACAGCUCCCUGAAGGAAUGCAUUCAAUUUUGCUCAGGGACUGACUUCUGCGACCUGCCUCCUGAUCACGGGUCUUGCGAUUUAAAAUUGCAACGCUGGUUUUAUGACCCAAAGACCAAAGAUUGCGAAAUAUUCACUUUUGGGGGCUGCAAGGGGAACCUCAACAACUUCAACAGUCAGUGGAGAUGCCGGUUGGUUUGUCGCUUUAGAGGUCCUUCCUAAGGGCUCCGUGGAUGGAAGCUCGGCCUGCUUUGCGCUGAAGGAAAAGAGAGGUCGGUUCAGGACGAGACCAGGCGCACAAAGCCUCCAAGCGCCUUUCAAAGGGAGGGAGUU